GUGGCUAGCUUGACGCGUAUGUUUUCUGUUCCCUGGGGCCACAGUGUUUUCAACGGGACUCAACUUACUACUUACUGGAAUCGCUAUGGCCGCUUGACCCAAAUAUCCUCUUUCAGUUUAUCAUUUGUUAGAAACAUUUGCACAAACUUUUCCAGAUAAACUUUCGUCUUCUGUGUAGUUUUUAUGUCAAGAAAUAAGGAUGCAACCCCCACCGAGAAAGGUCCGGGUCACCCAGGAGUUGAAGCACACUCAUGCAGAGCAGAUGAGCAGGUUACACAUCAAACACCAGACAGAGUGUGACCUCCUGGAAGACCUGAGGACUUUUAGCCAAAAGAGGGCCGCUGUAGAAAGGGACUACGCCCAGGCACUCCAGAAGUUGGCAAAUCAGUACCUAAAAAGGGAAUGGCCCGAGAGUCUGACAGAAGAACAAGCAGACCACAGGAACAUGUAUUGUGUAUGGAGGGCCUAUUUGGAGGGCACGGUCCAGGUCACCCAGUCCAGAAUCAGCGCCUGUGAUAACUACAAAGUCCAGGUUGCCGAUCCAGCCAAGACUGUCAGACUGCAGAAGGAACAGCAGCUGAGGAAGUGUAUUGAUCAGCUGACAGUGGUUCAAGCUGAGCUGCAGGAGUCGGUGAAGGAGCUGACCAAGAGCAGGAAGAAGUACCAGGAGGCUGAGACGAUGGCUCAGGCUGUCCGAGAGAAGGCAGAGCUGGACGCCAAGUCCAAGCUAAGUCUCUUCCAGUCCAGAUCCAGUCUUCAGAGGGCAAGUGUAAAGCUCAAAGCCAAGAGGAGCGAGUGUAACUCCAAAGCCACCCAUGCCAGAAACGACUACCUUCUCACGCUAGCAGCCGCUAACGCUCACCAGCAGCGCUACUAUGACACAGACCUCAUGGACUGCAUCAAGGUCUUAGAUGGCAGAAUCUAUGAGCAGGUAAAAGAUUACCUGGUCUCACUGUGUCAGACUGAGCUGGAGAGUUACCAGGCUGUCCACAACACCUUCAACCACCUCUUGAACUGCUCAAAUGGGGUACUGCAGGAGUUUCACCAGCAGCUGUUUGUACAGAAGAACCUCGUGUUUCAGCAAGCCCCAGACUUCUUGUACCAGCCCAACGACAUGGAUACGGUGAUGCAGCUGCAGAAAGAGAGUGGAACAGCGGAGGAGCACGGCCUGGAUAAAGAGGCGAGGAAAUGGGCGAGCCGUGUGGCCCGAGAAUACAAGAGCAUCAUCCACACUGAGAGGGCCCUGGAGGAAUAUGGGACGCAGGAAUCAUCAGAGCAAAACAACAGUGAGCUGGAGACCAAGAUGGAGGUGGCCAGGCAGAGUCUUCGGAGGGCAGAGACGGUGAAAGUGAAAGCAGAGGCCCGUCUGGACUUGCUGAGGCAGGCGGGUGUUGCUGUAGAAACGUGGCUGAAGAGCGCGAUGAACCAGGUGAUGGAGGAGCUGGAGAACGAACGCUGGAACAACCUCAAUACCCACGAUCCUUCGCUCUCUGGAACAGCAGAUUUGGAGCGAGAGGAUGAGGAGGAGAUGGAGGACAGUGGUGAAGUGUUAGAUGACAGCAGCUCUAGCCCCUCCAGCACCUUGAAAAACUAUCCUCUCACCUGCAAAGUACUCUACUCCUACAAGGCGUCUCAGCCAGAUGAACUGACCAUCGAAGAGCAGGAAAUCUUGGAGGUCAUUGAUGAUGGAGACAUGGAGGACUGGGUCAAGGCCAGAAACCGCAGUGGACAGGUAGGCUACGUCCCAGAGAAAUACUUGCAGCUGCCUUCCUCCAACAGCCUACUGAGUAUGCUGCAGGCUCUGGCCGCGCUGGACGCCCGAUCCCAUUCCUCCAGUAACUCCACUGAACCUGAAACCGAACUACCAACCGGCUCUGUCAACGGAGACUGCAGCGUGUCAUUUGCGAAAGCCCUGUACGACUACGCGGGACAAACGGACGAUGAGCUGUCAUUUCCGGAAGGUGCCAUCAUCCGCAUCCUGAGCAGAGAGACCCACGAGGACGAUGGUUUCUGGGAGGGAGAGUUUAACGGCGUCGUCGGCGUCUUCCCUGCAGUUCUGGUGGAGGAUCUCACCGUUGCCAGCGAGAAUGGAGAUGGACAAAAAGAUGGCAGUGCACAGGCGUCCCCCUCCCCUUUGGCCCAGUGCGACCGAUCCCCUCGUAGUCCCUUCCAGCCGGGGCCUCUCCAUAGCAGCCCCCUUCAGACGCCCACCACGUCCUCUCCUCAGUUGAGUCCCUGCAGCGCCACAGCCUCUCCCAUUGGCCGACCACCCUCCUAUCACAAUGGACAUCACAGGCCGCCACCAGCGCCGCACAAAAGCCCCUUUCAGAGUCCAGUCCAAGGCUCCCCUCAACCUCCCAAAUACCCAGAGAGCAGCUCCGGCACCAUUCGACCUGUCCGUGCUGCUCCUCCGCCCCCUAAGCAGCAUCCUCGUGGGCAGGUGAAGCGGAGGGAGGAGGUGGAGAUCACGCUGGUGUGAAGGUGGCACCCUGGUGGUGGCGGCGACGACGGCUCUGUUCAAACCAGCUGGGACUUGGCGGCUCCGUGCCUCUAAACGCACUCCCAAAGGAAACCCGAGGAAACUUAAACCCCUGGAGGCCAGGAGAGGCCCUACACUCUGUCCUCUUGUCUUUUCACACAACACCUCAUAGGAUUAGUGUGCUGUGGAGGAAUAUUGUGCCUUUCUCUUAACUAUACUCCUUUAAUUUCCUCUCAUGUUCAGUUGUUUCAUUUCUCACACUCCCUUACAGUGUUUGCCUCCUAUUUGACCGAUAAAUAGGGCCGAUAUUGUAACUUUUAUUCAAAGUUAUACAUCCUCUAAUCCAUAUUGGACAUGAAUCGUUUUCAGUCCUGACAAAAUAUAUUGACAACUGACAGAAUAUCUGCUAUUAAUGUCUUCAAAUAUCAGUCCUGGUAUUUCAAAAACGCACACUGCUCAUAUCUUGUUUCUGUUCUUUGCUAUCGCUCACAGUAACUGAUAUAGUGAUAACUGGUAGAUAAUGUGACCACAGUGUAAUACGCUAAUGUAAGAAAUUGAGAGAAAAGGUAACGUCACAUUAUUCGUUGUGGGUGCGAAGUAAAUCCACACAAGUCUUCGAGUUAAACUACAAAAACACACCAGUCCGUGUAACAUAACGUGUUAAAGUGAGAACAAUUAAUUUCCAACAUGGAGGAAGCUAUCGCAGCUCAUUAGCUGAGUUGCACCAUCAACUCCUAUUUAACCUCCUCUGUCGGAGAGUGAUAAUAAUCUUCUCAUCAAAACUCAUCGUCACCAAAAGAAACUGAGUAAGCAUAUUUCUAAAAAUGUCAAACUAUUCCUUUUAACUAACCGUCAUGAGAUACAAAGUCUGAAUUAUGAGAAAACAUCUAUUUUUUCUUCAGUGAAUGCAGCGCUCUUCCAUGCAUAUGUAUAUGGCUGCUGGAGAAUAUCUUUAUUAAUAUAUUAUUAAUACUGAUUUCAACCGCCCAGUUAUGUCUCACUAUAUCACUUACUCUGCGGCUCUCUCUCUCUUAUGUUGAUCUAUCGAGAGUUUUCCCAAUUGGAUUACUUCUAUGCAACAAAGUUACACUUGGCAGGACAUCACUGCAUGUUGUGAACGUGCAACUUCAACACAAACCAAAAGUCUGGUUGUCUCCACACUCGAUCAAAACGCCAGCUUGGACGAGGCUGGUCCUCUCCUCGAACACACGUAACCGCUAACACGGUUACAUAAACAAGGGAAAAGUGGCAAUUUUAGUUGAGUGAUUGUUGUGUCAGUAGGGAGAAUCUCCUAGAAAAGUUGUCUGAUCAAAAAAUAAAUAAAAAUUAUGGAUCCUUUACCUUUUUUUUAAUUGAUUUAAAUUUUAAAACCUUAUGUUAGUUUUCUUUGCACCAAACGCUAAGAAAUUCCUAAAGGGAGAAACGUAGUACUUAUAGUCUAACUUCUUGUUUUUUCUCUCUUGUGUUGUAAAAAUAAAGAUCUAGAAAUGUCAUUAUGACACUAAUGUAGCCGGUGAAGGUUGCUGGUGAGGAGCGGCGGUUUGUUGAGGAGAAGGUUGCAGUUGGUGACAGUUUACACUGAGGUAAUGUGCAGUUUAAACAUGCCUUUAUUUUUUAAGGAGGAAACCAUCCUGAGCUGCUAGCUGUCCGAUUUUAUUAAAAACAACAAAAAAAAAAAUCUAUACUGUCAUAGUGAAGCACUUUUUGAUGUCUUCUUAUUCCUUUUCAGUAUUGUGGAUGCUACGUUUUGUUUGUUGAAUAUUUCUUGUUUGACGUUUUGUUUACCAGCUAUAUUGGUAUGAAUACUUUUUUUUUUUUUAUCGGCUCUUGCGUUAUUUAGCCUUAAAUAGCCAUUGUAGUGUCUUCAUUUGAGAUUGAGAUAUGACCUUUUGAUCGUACUGUUGUUGAAAUACCAAUAGUUUACAGAGAGCUUGGAGAUGGAUAUCUGUACAAAUAAUAGCACAGCUUUUUUUUGUUUUCUUUCCUUUUUUUGUUUUUAUUUUAUUUUAUUUUAUUUUUAGAAUUAUGAUUAAAAAGAAACCUAUUAAACCAUAGUUUAAUUCGAUCAGAGGAAAAGAGAUAUCUGUCAGCCCAUGUCGCUGUGUUCUCGUUGAUCUCCUUGAGAUCUGAAUGACAUCAAACUUAUUUUUGAAGUUUGCAUUUACCCUGUUGUAUUGAGAGGAAAAAAAAGAAGAAGAUAGUCUUCAGACUGAAGUCUCUUUUCCCAAUAGAGAAGUAUGUUAACUUGCUACUGGUCCUGAGUCCAUGUUAAGUCUGAAUCUGAAAUUCAGUGAAAAACUGCCCACAUUUUACAAUGUAAGCUCUGCAGAGGCUGCUGAGCGUCAUAUUUACACACCAGUGGAUGUUUAACUGUAUUUAUUGUGUACAAAUAAAUGUGAAAUAAAGAUAGCUUAAAUGAAA
Siniperca chuatsi (mandarin fish) is the source of this 4900-nucleotide messenger RNA. RefSeq names its product F-BAR and double SH3 domains protein 2-like. Bases 200 to 2479 code for a protein of 759 amino acids. Gene Ontology annotation, biological process: neuromuscular synaptic transmission; regulation of actin filament polymerization. The record is from RefSeq and is a predicted model, not a curated record. Gene Ontology annotation, cellular component: neuromuscular junction; recycling endosome. Gene Ontology annotation, molecular function: protein binding. NCBI's taxonomy places the organism in Eukaryota, Metazoa, Chordata, Actinopteri, Centrarchiformes, Sinipercidae. The transcript has 20 exons.